ACAACAACUAGAGACCUGCGUUUGCCCAGGUGGGCGGUGAGCGUCGCGCCUAUAAAAGACGCUCCGCUUUCGUCCUCGACAGAAUUCCCAAGUUCACUCGUCACAAUGCUCCGACACAUGCUGAUCGCAGCCCUUCUUGCGGCAGCCAGCUUCUCUGCUGUGCUGGCCCAGGCUCAGGACCAAACGGUGGACCAGGCUGUGGACCAGGCGCUGGAGCAGGCGCUGAACCAGGUGGCUGACAACGAGUGGCUCUCCGCCGAGAGCAGCACCGACGGCGACGACCUGUUCCUGAGCGUGGAGGAGGACGCCGUCGCCGAGCCGGAGGUGGUCUGGUACUCCGUGGAGGAGCAGCAGCCCCAGCCCAGCAGCUCGGAGUCCGAGUCCGACUCCGACUCCGAGUCGUCGGCGUCCUCCGACGAGCAGCGUGCCGGCCGUCCCGGUCGCCCUGGCCCCCCUGCUCCCGGCCGCCGUGGCCCCCCUGGCCCCCCUUCCGCCGGCCGUCCCGGUCGUCCCGGUCGCCCUGGCCCCCCUGCCGGCCAGAGGCCUGCAGUCCCCACCAGAGCGUAAGCUAGCGUAAGGUGGGCCCGGCUGGGCCUCCUUGCCGCAUUUCAGCAUCAGUACAGUACUUUGGUUUCGCGGAAUCCUUUGUGGUUGUAAAAAACGUCACAGCGAAGUUUCAAAAUAAAAUUAAUUUAU
Thrips palmi is the source of this 696-nucleotide messenger RNA. RefSeq names its product acidic proline-rich protein HP43A-like. The coding region runs from base 106 to 567 and encodes 153 amino acids. The record is from RefSeq and is a predicted model, not a curated record. The transcript has 2 exons. Lineage: Eukaryota; Metazoa; Arthropoda; Insecta; Thysanoptera; Thripidae.